UUGGAGCCCAGAUCUCGUCUUGACUCAAUCAUCACCAGGGGAAUGGGCCCUAUUGUGGUCACGCAUCCAGAUUUUGUAAUCCAAGGAAUGCCCUAAAGAGUUAGAAGUGUUUAUCACCAACUAGCCAAGAUGAACAUGGUGAAAAGGAUCAUGGGGCGGCCGAGGCAGGAGGAGUGCAGCCCGCAAGACAAUGCCUUAGGGUUGAUGCACCUCCGCCGUCUCUUCACGGAGUUGUGCCAUCCUCCCCGGCACAUGACCCAGAAGGAACAGGAAGAGAAGCUGUACAUGAUGCUGCCAGUGUUUAACAGGGUUUUUGGAAAUGCUCCGCCAAAUACAAUGACAGAGAAGUUUUCCGAUCUUCUGCAGUUCACAACACAAGUGUCACGCCUGAUGGUGACCGAAAUUCGAAGGAGAGCAUCAAACAAGUCCACAGAGGCUGCAAGUCGGGCCAUAGUCCAAUUCCUGGAAAUCAAUCAGAGUGAGGAAGCUAGUCGAGGUUGGAUGCUUCUGACAACAAUUAAUUUGUUAGCCUCCUCUGGGCAGAAAACCGUGGACUGCAUGACAACGAUGUCAGUGCCUUCCACCCUGGUUAAAUGUUUGUAUCUGUUUUUUGACCUUCCACAUGUGCCUGAGGCAGUUGGAGGUGCACAGAAUGAGCUACCUCUAGCAGAGCGACGAGGACUGCUCCAGAAAGUUUUUGUACAGAUCUUAGUGAAACUGUGCAGUUUCGUUUCUCCGGCGGAGGAGCUGGCUCAGAAAGAUGAUCUCCAGCUUUUAUUCAGUGCAAUAACCUCUUGGUGCCCUCCCUACAACCUGCCUUGGCGGAAGAGUGCCGGAGAAGUCCUUAUGACCAUAUCCCGUCAUGGUCUUAGUGUCAAUGUAGUGAAGUAUAUUCAUGAAAAAGAAUGUUUAUCUACGUGUGUCCAGAAUAUGCAGCAAUCAGACGACCUGUCUCCCCUAGAAAUUGUGGAAAUGUUUGCUGGGCUUUCUUGUUUCCUCAAAGAUUCCAGUGAUGUGUCUCAAACACUUCUGGAUGAUUUUCGGAUAUGGCAAGGAUAUAAUUUCCUCUGUGAUCUCUUGCUUAGGUUGGAACAAGCAAAAGAAGCCGAAUCCAAGGAUGCCUUGAAAGAUCUGGUUAAUCUGAUAACUUCCCUAACAACCUAUGGUGUCAAUGAAAUAAAGCCGGCUGGUAUUACCACUGGGGCACCUUUUUUAUUGCCUGGGUUUGCAGUACCCCAGCCUGCAGGCAAAGGUCACAGUGUGAGAAACAUCCAGGCCUUUGCUGUUCUUCAGAAUGCAUUUUUAAAAGCAAAGACCAACUUCCUUGCCCAAAUCACCCUUGAUGCCAUCACAAAUAUUUAUGUGGCGGACAGUGCCAACUACUUCAUCUUGGAGCCACAGCAUACGCUGUCCCAGUGCGCCGAGAAGAUUGCUAAACUGCCCGAAGUUCAAAACAAAUACUUUGAGAUGUUGGAGUUUGUCGUUUUUAGCUUAAAUUACAUCCCUUGUAAAGAACUUAUUAGCGUUAGCAUCCUCUUAAAAUCGAGCUCUUCUUACCACUGUAGCAUUAUCGCAAUGAAAACACUUCUUAAGUUUACACGACAUGACUACAUAUUUAAAGAUGUGUUCAGGGAGGUGGGCCUUCUGGAGGUCAUGGUCAACCUUCUGCAUAAAUAUGCAGCUCUCUUGAAGGAUCCCACUCAGGCGCUCAAUGAACAAGGGGACUCAAGAAAUAAUAGUUCAUUUGAAGACCAAAAGCACUUGGCCUUGUUGGUUAUGGAGACCUUGACAGUGCUGCUUCAAGGAUCAAACACAAACGCAGGAAUUUUUCGAGAGUUUGGGGGUGCGAGGUGUGCUCAUAACAUAGUGAAGUACCCCCAGUGCCGGCAGCACGCCCUGAUGAUCAUCCAGCAGCUGGUGCUCUCUCCAAAUGGUGAUGACGACAUGGGCACUCUACUCGGGUUAAUGCACUCGGCCCCACCCACAGAACUGCAGUUGAAGACUGACAUCUUAAAGGCCCUCCUGUCGGUCCUCCGAGAAAGCCGCCGCUCCAGAACGGUGUUCCGGAAGGUGGGCGGCUUUGUGUAUGUCACAUCGCUGCUGGUCGCCAUGGAGAGAUCGCUGAGCUCGCCCCCCAAGAAUGGCUGGGAGAAAGUGAACCAGAAUCAGGUGUUUGAACUUCUGCACACUGUGUUCUGCACGUUGACUGCGGCCAUGCGCUACGAGCCGGCCAACUCGCAUUUCUUCAAGACCGAGAUUCAGUACGAGAAGUUGGCAGAUGCCGUUCGCUUUCUUGGCUGCUUCUCAGACUUAAGGAAAAUCAGCCCCAUGAAUGUCUUCCCCUCAAACACGCAGCCAUUUGAAAGACUCCUCGAGGAGGACGUGCUUGCCGCGGACUCGGUCUCCCCCACCCUCCGGCACUGCAGCAAACUCCUGAUCUAUCUCUACAAAGUGGCCACCGAUUCCUUUGACAGUCGUGCUGAACAGAUCCCUCCUUGCCUGACAAGUGAGUCUUCUCUCCCCUCUCCUUGGGGAACGCCAGCUUUGUCCAGGAAAAGGCAUGCAUAUCAUUCUGUUUCAACCCCUCCUGUUCACCCUGCUAAAAAUGUGGCUGACCUGAAACUACAUGUGGCCACCUCAUCUCUCCAGAGCGCCGAUGCCGUCAUCAUCCAUCCUGGAGCCAUGCUGGCGAUGCUGGACCUCCUGGCCUCCGUUGGGUCACUGACGCAGCCAGAACAUGCUCUGGACCUUCAACUUGCCGUGGCAAAUAUUCUACAAUCCCUGGUGCACACAGAAAGAAACCAGCAAGUCAUGUGUGAAGCCGGCCUUCAUGCACGGCUGCUGCAGAGAUGCAGCGCUGCGCUGGCGGAUGAGGACCACUCUCUGCACCCUCCCCUCCAGCGCAUGUUUGAGCGGUUAGCCUCUCAGGCCCUGGAGCCCAUGGUGCUGAGGGAAUUUUUGCGAUUGGCAAGUCCUUUAAAUUGUGGUGCCUGGGACAAAAACCUACUGAAACAAUACAGAGUCCACAAACCAAGCUCACUGAGUUAUGAGCCAGAGAUGAGAAGUAGUAUGAUCACGUCUCUGGAGGGUCUGGGCUCCGAUAAUGUUUUCAGCUUCCAUGAAGAUAACCAUUACCGAAUCAGCAAGAGCCUGGUAAAAUCUGUGGAAGGAAGUACUGUGCCCCUGACCAGGGUGAAAUGUCUGGUCUCCAUGACAACCCCGCAUGACAUCAGACUCCAUGGGUCAUCGGUUACUCCGGCUUUUGUUGAAUUUGACACAUCCCUUGAAGGCUGCCUGUUUCUGCCUAGUUUGGCCCCGCAUAAUGCUCCUACCAAUAAUGCUGUCACAACAGGUCUCACUGAUGGGGCGGUAGUCAGCGGCAUUGGUUCCGGUGAAAGAUUCUUCCCUCCUCCCUCUGGCUUAAGCUAUUCCAGCUGGUUUUGCGUUGAACAUUUCAGUUCUCCUCCAAAUAACCACCCUGUCAGACUCCUCACUCUAGUGCGCCGAGCAAAUUCUUCGGAGCAGCAUUAUGUCUGUCUGGCUAUCGUUCUGUCAGCAAAAGACCGGUCGCUGAUUGUUUCCACUAAAGAGGAACUGCUCCAAAACUAUGUUGAUGACUUCAGUGAGGAAUCCUCUUUUUAUGAGAUCCUCCCGUGCUGUGCUCGCUUCCGGUGUGGAGAGCUCAUCGUGGAGGGGCAGUGGCACCAUCUGGUUCUGGUGAUGAGCAAAGGCAUGCUGAAAAACAGCACCGCCGCCCUCUACAUUGACGGACAGCUCGUUAAUACCGUGAAGCUUCAUUAUGUUCACAGUACUCCCGGAGGUUCCGGUUCUGCAAAUCCACCAGUCGUGAGCACGGUGUAUGCCUACAUUGGCACUCCACCUGCCCAACGUCAAAUUGCUUCAUUAGUUUGGCGCCUAGGACCCACACACUUCCUGGAAGAAGUUUUACCUCCUUCAAAUGUUACCACCAUUUUUGAACUAGGACCCAAUUAUGUUGGAAGCUUCCAGGCCGUAUGUAUGCCAUGCAAAGAUGCCAAACCCGAGGGUGUCGUCCCCUCUCCUGUGUCUUUGGUGCCAGAGGAAAAGGUGUCCUUCGGCCUCUACGCACUCUCCGUGUCUUCCCUGACAGUGGCAAGAAUCCGGAAGGUGUACAACAAGUUGGAUAGCAAAGCCAUUGCUAAACAGUUAGGCAUCUCCUCCCAUGAGAAUGCCACUCCUGUGAAGCUGAUACACAAUUCAGCAGGGCAUCUUAAUGGACCUGCCCGGACCAUCGGGGCUACCCUGAUUGGAUACUUGGGAGUAAGGACAUUUGUCCCUAAGCCUGUUGCCACUACUUUGCAGUACCUUGGUGGAGCUGCAGCCGUCCUGGGCCUGGUGGCCAUGGCCUCUGACGUGGAAGGUCUGUAUGCAGCGGUCAAGGCCCUGGUUUGUGUGGUCAAGAGCAACCCACUCGCCAGCAAAGAGAUGGAAAGAAUCAAGGGCUACCAGUUGCUGGCAAUGCUGCUUAAGAAGAAACGCUCCCUUCUGAACAGCCACAUCCUCCAUCUCACAUUUUCCUUGGUGGGGACGGUGGACAGUGGGCAUGAGACCUCCAUCAUUCCAAACUCAACUGCGUUCCAGGACCUGCUUUGUGACUUUGAAGUCUGGCUCCAUGCUCCGUAUGAACUGCACCUUUCCUUAUUUGAACACUUCAUUGAACUGCUCACGGAGUCCAGUGAAGCUUCAAAGAAUGCCAAGUUGAUGAGGGAAUUCCAGCUAAUCCCAAAGCUGCUCCUGACUCUUCGCGAUAUGUCUUUAUCCCAGCCCACCAUUGCUGCCAUCAGUAACGUGCUGAGCUUCUUACUGCAAGGUUUUCCCAACAGCAACGAUCUGCUCAGGUUUGGACAGUUUGUUUCUUCGACUUUACCAACUUUUGCCGUUUGUGAGAAAUUUGUAGUGAUGGAGAUCAAUAACGAAGAGAAGCUUGACGCCGGAACUGAGGAAGAAUUCGGCGGUCUUGUAUCGGCUAAUCUUAUCCUUCUGAGGAACAGACUUCUGGAUAUCUUGCUAAAACUCAUUUAUACGUCUAAAGAAAAGACAAGCAUUAAUUUGCAAGCUUGUGAAGAACUGGUCAGGACCCUGGGUUUUGACUGGAUUCUGAUGUUCAUGGAAGAACACUUGCAUUCCACCACCGUUACCGCGGCCAUGAGGAUUCUGGUGGUCCUGCUGAGUAAUCAGUCCAUUCUCCUCAAGUUCAAGGAAGGACUUAAUGGUGGAGGUUGGCUUGAGCAAACCGAUUCUGUCUUGACUAAUAAGAUUGGAACUGUAUUAGGGUUCAAUGUGGGCCGGAGUGCUGGUGGGAGAUCGACCAUCAGGGAGAUUAACCGGGAUGCCUGUCAUUUUCCUGGUUUUCCAGUUCUUCAGUCGUUCCUUCCUAAGCACACUAAUGUCCCUGCCCUCUAUUUCCUCCUCAUGGCAUUGUUUCUACAGCAGCCCGUUAGUGAGCUGCCUGAGAACCUGCAGGUCAGUGUGCCUGUCAUCAGCAGCCGAAGUAAGCAGGGUGGCCAGUUUGACUUAGACUCCAUUUGGACAUUCAUCUUUGGAGUUCCGGCCUCCAGCGGGACUGUGGUCUCUUCGAUUCACAACGUGUGCACAGAAGCGGCGUUUUUAUUACUAGGGAUGCUCCGAAGCAUGCUGAAUUCAGUGACUGAUCUUGAUGAUGAAGUCGGGUCUCCAGCUGAAGAGUUCAAAGCCUUUGCAGCAGACACCGGCAUGAACAGGAGCCAAUCAGAGUACUGCAAUGUGGGCACAAAGACCUACCUGACCAAUCACCCGGCUAAAAAGUUUGUUUUUGACUUCAUGCGGGUCUUAAUAAUAGAUAAUCUCUGCCUCACUCCUGCCAGCAAGCAAACGCCACUAAUCGAUCUCUUGUUAGAGGCUUCCCCCGAACGAUCUACAAGAACUCAGCAGAAAGAAUUUCAGACUUACGUUUUGGACAGCGUGAUGGACCAUUUGCUUGCUGCUGAUGUGUUACUGGGAGAAGAUGCGUCUCUGCCUAUCACCAGUGGAGGAAGCUACCAGGUAUUGGUGAACAAUGUGUUCUAUUUCACACAACGUGUGGUGGACAAGCUUUGGCAAGGCAUGUUCAACAAAGAAUCUAAACUUCUUAUAGAGUUUAUCAUUCAACUAAUUGCACAGUCAAAACGAAGAUCCCAGGGGCUGUCCCUGGAUGCGGUUUAUCACUGCCUGAAUAGGACCAUCCUCUACCAGUUCUCCCGGGCGCACAAAACCGUGCCCCAGCAAGUAGCUCUCCUGGAUUCCCUGCGGGUCCUCACGGUCAACAGGAACUUGAUCCUGGGGCCGGGGAACCAUGACCAGGAGUUCAUCAGCUGUCUGGCCCACUGCUUGAUUAACCUACAUGUCGGCAGCCACGUGGAUGGAUUUGGACUGGAAGCAGAAGCCCGCAUGACUACGUGGCACGUCAUGAUCCCCUCCGACAUUGAACCAGAUGGUGGUUACAGCCAAGACGUUAGCGAAGGACGUCAGCUUCUCAUCAAAGCUGUCAACAGAGUUUGGACUGAACUGAUCCACAGUAAGAAACAAGCCUUGGAAGAACUUUUCAAAGUCAGCCUGCCGGUGAAUGAGCGGGGCCAUGUGGACAUCGCUGUAGCAAGGCCCCUAAUAGAAGAGGCUGGAUUGAAGUGCUGGCAGAACCACCUGGCCCACGAAAAGAAGUGUGUGAGUCGAGGAGAAGCUUUAGUGCCCACCACGCAGUCCAAAUUGUCCCGGGUCAGCAGUGGCUUCGGUCUGUCCAAGUUAACAGGAUCAAGAAGGAAUCGCAAGGAGAGUGGUCUUAAUAAGCACAGUCUUUCUACCCAGGAGAUUUCACAGUGGAUGUUUACACAUAUUGCUGUUGUUCGUGACUUGGUAGACACACAAUAUAAGGAGCAUCAAGAGCGUCAGCAGAAUGCUCUGAAAUAUGUGACAGAGGAGUGGUGUCAAAUCGAGUAUGAACUGCUGCGUGAGCGAGGACUGUGGGGUCCUCCCAUUGGCUCCCAUCUAGACAAAUGGAUGUUGGAGAUGACAGAAGGGCCAUGCAGGAUGAGGAAAAAAAUGGUGCGAAAUGAUAUGUUUUAUAACCAUUACCCUUAUGUACCGGAAACGGAACAAGAGACGAACGUGGCGUCUGAGAUCCCAAGUAAACAGCCCGAGGCACCAGAUGAUAUCAUUCUCCAAAAGCUGGUGAUAUUUGCUCCUGGUGCCCCCCAGUGGCAUCUCACCACAGUGCCAUCCUCACCACUAAUUGUGCUAAGCUCUCUGUUUAUCGUCAUCAUCUGGAGCUUCUGUCUGGUGAAGCCUCCCCUGAAACGCUCCCGCUCUGCCCCGGAUGGAGGAGACGAGGAGACCCAGGAGCAGCCCCCAGACCAGCUGGCCGAGGGCGGCUCUGUGGAAGAGGAGGAGAAGACGGACAACGCCACCUUACUGCGCCUGUUGGAAGAGGGAGAAAAGAUCCAACACAUGUACCGCUGUGCUCGGGUCCAAGGGCUCGAUACCAGCGAGGGGCUGCUGCUGUUCGGCAAAGAGCAUUUCUAUGUGAUUGAUGGGUUUACCAUGACAGCAACCAGGGAAAUCCGAGAUAUUGAAACCCUACCUCCAAAUAUGCAUGAGCCAAUUAUCCCGCGAGGAGCCCGGCAAGGCCCGAGUCAACUCAAGAGAACCUGCAGCAUUUUUGCCUACGAAGAUAUCAAGGAAGUGCAUAAAAGGAGAUAUCUCUUACAGCCUAUUGCUGUGGAAGUUUUCUCUGGAGAUGGACGGAAUUAUCUCCUUGCUUUCCAGAAAGGGAUUAGAAACAAAGUCUACCAAAGGUUUUUGGCUGUCGUUCCAUCGCUCACUGACAGCUCCGAGUCUGUGUCUGGACAGCGACCGAACACAAGUGUGGAGCAGGGAUCUGGAUUGCUUAGCACGCUGGUUGGAGAGAAGUCUGUAACACAGAGAUGGGAGAGAGGUGAAAUCAGCAACUUCCAGUAUUUGAUGCACUUGAACACGUUGGCUGGCAGAUCCUAUAAUGAUCUCAUGCAGUAUCCUGUCUUUCCUUGGAUUCUUGCAGAUUAUGACUCAGAGAGAAUACUUGAUAAGAACUAUGCAAUGUGCACGGGCAAUGGUUCAGAGACAGACAAAUGCAAAGCCAGUACCAAAUACGGAGCCGCUGUGGGUCAGAAUCUGGCCUUUGUUAGAAAGAGUUUGCAGUUAAGGGGAGAAACGCCGGCCUACCACUACGGGACCCACUAUUCCUCUGCCAUGAUCGUGGCCUCCUACCUCGUUAGGAUGGAGCCUUUCACGCAGAUAUUCUUACGGCUGCAGGGCGGCCACUUUGACCUGGCUGACCGGAUGUUCCACAGCGUGCGCGAGGCCUGGUAUUCAGCAUCGAAGCACAACAUGGCAGAUGUCAAAGAACUGAUCCCAGAAUUUUUUUACUUACCAGAAUUCCUGUUCAAUUCCAACAACUUUGACCUAGGCUGUAAACAAAAUGGCACCAAGCUUGGAGAUGUCAUCCUCCCGCCCUGGGCCAAAGGGGACCCACGAGAAUUCAUCAGAGUCCACCGUGAGGCUUUGGAAUGCGAUUACGUGAGUGCCCGUCUGCACGAGUGGAUUGACUUAAUCUUCGGCUACAAGCAGCAAGGCCCGGCGGCCGUUGAGGCGGUCAAUGUCUUCCAUCACCUUUUUUAUGAGGGCCAGGUGGAUAUCUACAACAUAAACGACCCGUUGAAGGAGACGGCUACCAUUGGAUUCAUUAAUAACUUUGGUCAGAUCCCCAAACAGCUCUUUAAGAAACCUCACCCACCAAAGCGAGUCAGGAGUCGCCUCAACGGGGAUGCGGCCGGGCUCUCCCUGCCACCGGGAUCCACCAGUGACAAGAUCUUCUUCCACCACCUGGACAACCUGAGGCCCUCUCUGGCGCCGGUGAAAGAACUCAAAGAGCCUGUGGGGCAGAUCGUGUGCACAGACAAAGGCAUUCUGGCAGUGGAACAGAAUAAGGUCCUUAUCCCGCCAGCCUGGAACAAAACUUUUGCCUGGGGCUACGCCGACCUCAGCUGCAGGCUGGGAACCUAUGAGUCAGACAAGGCAAUGACGGUGUAUGAGUGUCUGUCUGAGUGGGGCCAGAUCCUCUGUGCAAUCUGUCCCCACCCCAAGCUGGUCGUCACAGGGGGAACGAGCACCGUUGUGUGUGUGUGGGAGAUGGGCACCUCGAAGGAGAGGGCUAAGAGCCUCACCCUCAAACAGGCCUUGCUUGGUCACACUGAUACUGUCACCUGUGCCACAGCGUCGCUAGCCUAUCACAUAAUUGUCAGCGGGUCCCGAGACCGAACCUGCAUCAUCUGGGACCUGAACAAACUGGCGUUUCUAACCCAGCUCCGAGGCCAUCGCGCUUCUGUGUCUGCCCUGUGCAUCAAUGAGUUAACCGGGGACAUCGUGUCCUGCGCCGGCACGUACAUCCACGUGUGGAGCAUUAACGGGAACCCCGUGGUGAGUGUGAACACGUUCACAGGCCGGAGCCAGCAGAUCGUGUGCUGCUGCAUGUCGGAGAUGAACGAGUGGGACACGCAGAAUGUCAUCGUCACGGGACACUCGGACGGGGUGGUCCGGUUUUGGAGAAUGGAGUUCUUACAAGUUCCCGAAACACCAGCUCCUGAGCCUGUUGAGGUCCUGGCGAUGCAGGAAGACUGUCCAGAAGCACAAAUGGGGCACGAAGCCCAGGACGAAGACAGUAGCGAUUCAGAUGUGGAGGAGGAGCAGAGCGUCAGCCAGGACCCCAAGGAGCCGCCCAUCCAGCCCACGGGCACCGGCCACAGGCCCAGAGCAGCCUCAUGCCGAGCCACGGCCACCUGGUGUACGGACAGCGGCUCUGAUGACUCCCGACGCUGGUCCGAUCAGCUCAGCCUAGACGAGAAAGACGGCUUCGUAUUUGUGAACUACUCGGAGGGCCAGUCCCGAGCCCAUCUGCAGGGUCCGCUGAACCACCCCCACUGCAAUCCUAUCGACGUGCGGAAUUACAGCCGAUUGAAACCUGGGUACAGGUGGGAACGGCAGCUGGUGUUCAGGAGCAAGCUAACAAUGCACACGGCCUUCGAUCGCAAGGACAACGCGCACCCCGCAGAGAUCACCGCCCUGGGCAUCUCCAAGGAUCACAGCAGGAUCCUGGUCGGCGACAGUCGGGGCCGGGUUUUCAGCUGGUCGGUGAGUGACCAGCCGGGCCGCUGUGCUGCCGACCACUGGGUCAAGGAUGAAGGCGGGGACAGCUGCUCGGGCUGCGCGGUGCGGUUCUCCCUCACGGAGCGAAGACACCACUGCAGGAACUGCGGCCAGCUCUUCUGCCAGAAGUGCAGUCGAUUCCAAUCAGAGAUCAAACGCUUGAAAAUAUCGUCGCCGGUACGUGUGUGUCAGAACUGUUACUACAACUUGCAGCAUGAACGGGGUUCAGAGGACGGACCUCGAAAUUGCUGAAGAUCCAACAAGCUCAUCAAAGGCCCUGGUUUGUCGGACCCCUUCCCAAUUCCUCCGUCACAGAUCGCAGCUCCCGGAAGGCAUGGGCACAGUCUCCGUUUACACAUCUCUUCACCCCGUGCGGUUGAAGUGCUGAAUUCAAAGGGAUCACUGAAUAAACGGGUGUCGAGUACAGUAACGGGGCGAGCGCUAUUCAGGUGGCCAGCUGCAGAAGCAGCAGGUGGUUCAUAGCAGCCGCGGUUUCAGGAUUCUGUUUUCCCUGUUCACAGUAGCCGUCUCGAGCACUCAAAGCCCCGCGCCUGCCUGUGUCUCAUCCCAGUUUUUCUAGCGCUCCUCACCCAUCCUUAUUUGGAAAAGGCUGUUAGAAGACGGUUGUAAAUCUCACUUCUUUGCAAGUAACUGUAUAUUGUAAAUAGAUAUAAAGGCCUUUUAUUCUUUUUCUUUUCUUUCUAAAUAAGGACUUAUGUCUGUAAUAUGAAACUUCAAACUAAACCACUAACUCAACCAACUACUCAUGGGUUGUCUGGCGUUGCUCCUUCACCAGUUCCUUCUACAUGUGGGGUUGCGUGUGCUUUGUAAGUCUGCAAAGGCAUCCUGCGGUCUUUUUUUCCUUCCAAACUCAGCCUGUGUGCCUGAUGGUCUUUGUUUCUUUCAGUAUCUCCACCCCGACUAGGCUAGCAACCAAAAUCACGCAGACCUAUAGGACAGUGCGGAGGAUAGGGUUCCCAUCGGAAGGUAACCUGGGAAUCUCGGGGUGUUGGCUGCAGACCACCUCAGUGUUGUUCUUGGUGGGAAGGCCCCUUCUACUUAGACCGCUGUUGGGUCCAAGCAGACCUUCUCCGCGGUCCGUAAAGAGGCCAGUUGACCACCGUAGUGCAGGAACUACUGGGAAUAUGUGCAUGUAACCCAAAACUAGCUCCUCGCAUCGAACACACUCUGUAAUGUGUCCGUGUGGACACUCGUGUUCUACGAUAGCGUCUUUUCAGCAACAAAAAGGGUAACGGGAGGGGAAAGUGUACAGAAUUAACCUAUAAACCUUGUUGUUAAAACUGGAUCAUGUCAGAACUGCUUAAGAUUAACCUUUGCCAUUUAUUACCAUCUACCUGGAAACAGUGAGAUUUAUACUGUAUCAAUGUCUAUAUUUUUGUUUUUGCUAUGAAUAUAAUUACAGUAUUUUAAUAUUUAGUUAUUUAAUUUGGUCGAAUAGUUGGAUACAGAACACACAGAUUCGGGAUUAAUGCUGGCGGGGGCUUCAGAAGAUUAAUGUACACGAGAAAGGCUUAGGUGGUGGGAUUUUCUUUUUUUUAAUGUGUGUUAUGUACAUAUAUAUAUAUAUAAAACAAAUGAAACAAUUAAUCUAGAUUUUCACAUUUCCAGAUACUUAGUGAUAAUAUUAUGAACCAUUCUAAAAGCCCUGUGAUUUGGAAAACGUAGGAUUGUUACCGGGCCAAGAAAAGAAGGCCAGGCCUUCAUGCCCUCAUGUAGCCUCAUUCAAGGGACAGUGGCUUUGUUUGCCUUUCCCAACUCUCCAUCUUUAGGCCCUGAUGACAGGCACACUUAUGCACUAAAUGCACAUAUAUGCACACGCGUUCAAAACUAGGCAUUGGGUACAGCCGUAACCUUGUACCUAUGGGCUGAAACCAGCUUAAGAACAAUGUGUUCUUCCUGAUAACUAGGUCUCCAAGAAAAACAAAUAUAUAUAUAUAUAUAUAUAUAAAGGCUGCUUUAGUGCCUUAUGCUUACUAAAUUUAAAUCCUUAUUUACCUAGGUUUGAACCUACCUUCUAUUUCCGAUUACAUAUCCGAAUUGAUUAAGACACUUCCAUUUCUUACGGUUCAGAGAUGCUCGUCAAUUACAGGAUUCUUGGCAUUGAUACUUUAACUCGAAAAAGAGUUGUUCUGUUUUCCUGUGUCAGUCUCUUCCUCCCCAUCUUCAUCGGACUUCAGUUCUCAUGGAUCACGCUGGGUGUUCACAAGGUGGCAGGCAGAGAUUGUACGAUGGCCUUGUGGCUAGGCUUGGCCGCUGCCAGCCCUCUGACUGAGCUGCGCCAGUGGCGUCUACCCCUUUGAAAAGAUGCACCCUUCCCUUCGCCCAUGAACCACGUUUUCCCCAAACCUAGCGGCAGAGGUAUUCUUUCAGGACUUGGUUACAUGAGCGUGUGUACGGAGUGACUUAAAGGUUAUUCCUCUCUGUGAUACGAAGUUCUAUGGGAUAAACACUUUCAGACUUUCCAGCACAACUCCCAUGACUAGAAGGUGGAAACCCAAAUCCUCAUGAUAGUAUUUCCUCUGGCAGCUGGUGCUGUGGGCAACUGCUCUGCUCCGCAGGGUGUCUUUGCUUUUGCUUUCAAGGCAGAGAUCACAAGAGCACUCACACAUACGAUUGCACUCACCUCCAUACACCUGUUCCUCUGGAUAAACUGUUCUGUUCCAUGUAAAUUUGUUUACCAAUAUAUAUAUUCUCAAAAUGUCGUCCACCUUUGGGUGGUCUGUAUUCUCUCUCUGAGAGUACCUCACAGGGCUCCUGCCUGAUCUUUGUAGUCUGUCUGUUCAUUCAUCCGUCAUCCAUCCAUUCAUCCGUGUAUUCCAACACACGUGCGUCACACGACUGUCAUGUCUUGCUUUUCAAGAGAAGAAUAGCUGCCCGUAGCAGCCAUCUGUCCGGAUAAUAGCAAACACUCUAUAGAUAAGUUAUUUUGCACUUUCUUAUGUAUAAAGUUGGUAGAAACUUAUUUUUGCUUUGUAUCAUUUAAAGACAUUUUGUUUUGGUAAAUGAACUGUGUAUAAAAUAUUUAUGCUGUUAAAACUGUUUUUAGAAAGUAUUUUUAAUUUCAGCAAGUUUGGUUACUUGUUGCAUGACUAUUAACACAGCUGACUUUCUGUGUCAGUGCAAUGUAUAGUUUUGUCCUGCUAUUAACUUGUAAGCCCAAGUAAUGGCCAAUGAUUUGUACAGCAACAGAAGUAAAUUGAAGAUACUGGCUAAGACUGGACUGACUGUGGACUUUUGUACUGGACGGCAGGACCCGUGUCUGGUGGCGUGUACACGGCCUGCAGAAGGACUGUCUGGUGUGCAAUCUGUGAUCCCUGACUGUGCGUUGUGUAUCCGUCUCUGAUGCAAAAAGGGAGCGUAACCCAGUUACAAUACAUGAUUAAAUGCAAUAGCCCAGGUA
Molecule: messenger RNA, 13651 nt
Organism: Echinops telfairi (small Madagascar hedgehog)
Lineage: Eukaryota; Metazoa; Chordata; Mammalia; Afrosoricida; Tenrecidae
Gene: WDFY3
Product: WD repeat and FYVE domain containing 3
Exons: 65
Coding region: 130-10482 (3450 amino acids)
Molecular function (GO): metal ion binding; protein binding
Source: RefSeq, a predicted model, not a curated record